Molecule: messenger RNA, 1359 nt
Organism: Ahaetulla prasina
Lineage: Eukaryota; Metazoa; Chordata; Lepidosauria; Squamata; Colubridae
Gene: CA4
Product: carbonic anhydrase 4
Exons: 8
Coding region: 1-1041 (346 amino acids)
Cellular component (GO): plasma membrane
Molecular function (GO): carbonate dehydratase activity; zinc ion binding
Source: RefSeq, a predicted model, not a curated record
AUGGAGCAGGGGAAUGGCGCAUUCCCCGACCUGGCCAAGGCGAACGGUGAGCAGACGGAGGCUCCAGGACAAGGACAAGGCUGGGAAAUGGUGCAUCCUUGGGCCCUGACCCAAGGCAAAGGGCGAGCGGGCAGCAUACUUACCUUUGAAGGGAAGAACUGGUGUUAUGCUUCACAACAGUGUAAAGUGCCAGAUUGCAAAGAACCUCGCCUAUGGGCGAAGCUGUAUUCAGAAUGUGGAAGCAACAAACAAUCUCCAGUUAAUAUUCUCACCCGUCAGGUAAAAUACAACGACUCUCUGAAAGCGUUUAAGUUUAUAAACUACGACGUCAAAUCCGACCGCAAAUGGAGCAUGGAAAACAACGGACACACAGUUGUCGUCCAGCUGGAUCAGUCAGCGAAGGUGGAGCAUGGGGGUCUGAACGGGAGAUACAAGGCGGCGCAGUUUCAUUUCCACUGGGGAAGCGAGAUGGGGAAGACGCAGAGUCCUGGAUCCGAACACAGCAUUGAUGGAGAGAGGUACCCCAUGGAGCUUCACAUCGUCCACAUUAAGGAGGAAUUUAGCAGCACAGCAUCAGCGAUCAAAGGAAAAGGCGUAGCGGUGCUGGGAUUUUUUAUAAAGGCUGGCAAAAAGAACACAAAGUAUGAACCGCUCAUUUCAAAUUUAGAAGAGAUUGGGGCUGCAGGGCAAAAAGUAGAGAUUCCAGCUUUGGCCCUGGAAUCCCUGAUCCCGGACAAGAAGGAUCUCACCAGCUUCUAUCGCUACACUGGCUCUCUGACCACCCCUGCCUGCAGUGAGGAGGUGGUCUGGACCUUGUUUGAGAAACCCAUUGAACUUGAGUGGGAGCAGAUUGAAGAGUUCUGGAAAAAGGUGUAUUUCGACAGCGGGAAGACACUUCCGAUGGUGGACAAUUUUCGACCAGUUCAGCCUCUGGGUGCCCGAACUGUCGAAAAAUCAAACUCAAACCUCCUCCUGCCUCCGCGGAACCUGCUCUUACUGGUCCCAACCGCAGCGGUCCUGGCCUCGGCUUGGAUCUCCUGAAGCAUCGGCUCUGGAACAUUUGAGCAAUUCGCAUCGCACAGCCACAAUCUGGGAUCUCUUUCGUAGGAUGGCCGGGAUUUCAUAGCAGAAAAAGAUUCUCCUGCGUUAAAUUGAUCCAAUGUACCAUGCAUGAAUUACUCUCGUGCAAAAAUCGUCCCGUGGAAAUGAUGCAUGCGUCGUCACCGAAAUUUUAAGCGACCGAACCUAGAAUAUUAUUCUCACCCUGUUCCCACUUCCAGUUAUAAAUCUCUGUUGUUGUAGAAAGUCAAUUUCUCCUUCUUUCUCUUUUCUUCCUUCGCCAUCUGUUCCUCCUCCUUC